AUGGCAUCUUCUCCAGACCAGACGUCCUCCGAUGAAGCGACGAACAGCGAUACAACUGCGACAGCGCCUCAGAUUAUCGAUAGCCAUGAACGCACAAGUCGCCACACCUUCUCUGGUCCUCCACCGAAUACCCGUCGAUGUUUCAUCUGCCUCGUAGACGAGCCUGAGGCUACCCUCCCCACCGACUGGUCGACACCAUGCACAUGCACGCUAGAAGGGCAUCAUGAAUGUCUAAUGGCUUGGAUCACAGACCUAGAAUCUCAGUCCAAGGAUAUUAAGUGUCCCAUCUGCAAAGCGCCCGUCAUAGUUACUGAGCGAUGGGACCUUGCCACAUACCUGGAUAACUACCUGAAUAUCACAUGCUCAAGGUGGUCUCCGCAGAUUUUAUUCGGAUUUCUUGCUUCGGGCGCGCUGGUGAGCAGUUCUAUUUAUGGUCUCAAGGCUCUCGAUUUGUUCGCGGGCCCUGAAGCUACGAUGGACUUCCUGUUCGGUACUGAGGACCCCGUUCUAUUUGGUCUCAUACGUCUCCCCGUUCGCGUAACGCAUAGGAGUCGCAUGCCCCCUAUUAACUUAAUUAACUUUGCAAUAUUACCAUUCAUCGCCCCAGGACUGGUACUCAACCGAUUUCGUUUACAGAGUGUUAGUUUAUUUCCGACUUCAGUACUGUAUGCGACGUUCGUAGCGCUCAUUGACCACGCGGACGAGUAUUUCACGUGGCCUCCAUCCCCGCAACGAGCCUUAGCCAUCUACCCAGCCCUCAGGAACUCCUACUUCCAACUCCACAGCACAAUCUCCAAAACCCUUGAGAAAAGAUGGAAAGAACAAGCAAGGAAGUUGAUGGCCAGUAGGACAGGCCAGCAGCCGGCUGCAAUACCUUCGAACGAAGAACCAGUGAUUAAUGGCGACAACUUCCUCGACUUUGAAAUCGAUAUUGCGAUAGCCGUUGCUGAUGAAGAGGAGGCAAUCGGCCAUAGACCAGACAAUCGUCGAAACGGGGUGACACGGGGUAGACCACUCGAAAACUUCUUGGCCGGGUCAUUACUUUUCCCAGGCGUAUGUUACGGAAUGGGUGAGAUAUUGAGAUUUGUGCUUCCGUCGCGAUUUGUUACACGACCGUCAUCUGGCUUUUGUACAGGUCUGCUCCAAGAGCGGUGGGGACGAAGCCUUGUCGGUGGGUGCUUAUUUGUCGUGCUAAAGGACGUAUUCUUCCUAUGGGUUAAGUACAGGAAGAUAAUGAAUUGGCCAUCGAGAAAAAUUAAGAACGCGGAGAAUCGAAACCGACGUCGUUAG
Molecule: messenger RNA, 1290 nt
Organism: Daldinia loculata
Lineage: Eukaryota; Fungi; Ascomycota; Sordariomycetes; Xylariales; Hypoxylaceae
Exons: 2
Coding region: 1-1290 (429 amino acids)
Molecular function (GO): zinc ion binding
Source: RefSeq, a predicted model, not a curated record